GAUUUCCCGGCCUUUUCUGUUGACCACAAUUUGGCGGUGAGGUGGUGCCUGUUGCACCUUGCACCACAGUAUUAUUCCACACACAACAUAGUAUUUCAGUUGCUGGCGAUCGAUCAAUCUCUCUUGAGACCAUUAUACAGUAAACCAUGGUGGCCAAUCGUCUGUUUCGCCUAGUCCGGCCCUUCUCCAGACGAUCCUUGAUGAAAGAAGACGACAAUAAUGAGGAAAUGUCGGUGGAAGACGUACCAGACCUUCCACCCAAGACCAUCUACAUUCCCUGCAGAAAGCCUUCCAAAAAGCCAAAACUAGUCCGAGCGAGUAGCCUCAGUGCGGGUGUAUUUAUCAAGGAGGAGGACGACAACAUCCACAGGGAACAACGACGAGCAUCGUACAAUGUUAGUGAUAACUACAUGCAAAAGCCGACAUCGGUCAAGUGUCGCAAGUUUUCCUGGGAUGGAGGAGUUCCGCUAGUAGAGAAAAUCAGCAGCAAGAGCAGCAACAAUACACGGAUCCAACAAGUAGUACUCCAUCAUCGACCCUUUCUGGCCAUUCUCCUCUUGGUGACACUGGCACUGGCAGCCGGGACACUGGGUGAUGACGAGACAGCACCAACAAGAGGCAAGGAACGUGGAACACCAUUGCCCGCAUUUGCCAGCAAGAAGGAAGGAAUUGCGCAAGACAUGUACCAGGCUUACAAACAAUUGGAAGAGGAGUACCAUGCCAAAGCCUUUCGACCCGAUAAUGAGCACAAAUGGAGAGUCGUCAAUGAAAAAGAUGGAGCCAAAGUAUCACUCUUGGAGCACGAGUCCGAUCCUACGUGCCCCUAUGUGAGAAUGGAAACACUCAUUCCAACUUCGGUGGCAUCCUGCUGGGAGUUUUUGAAAAUUGAAAACUGGGGGUGGAGUAUGCCCAAGAUGGACCCUUUUUAUGACACGCAUUCGGUUCAUGCCAACUAUACACAUCAAGGUGUCAAUAUGAUUCUAGUACAAAAGAAAACUCAUCGCAUCUUGGCCUUUGGGAAACGCGACUUUGUCUUUCUCAGUGUCACGGAUUUGCCUCUGGAAGAUGGAACCUGGGUAUCGGGCUCGGUCAGUGUUCAAACACCCGAUGUGCCGCGGUCGCCAUCCUACACACGGGCCUUUCAAGAUUCCAUUGCCUUUUACAAACCCAUUCAAGACAAGAAUGGUCAAGAGCAGUGCCAUUUGACCAUUGUCUGUCGGAUUGAUCUCAAUGAUUCUGGCGAAAGUGGCAGUGGAGGAUGGAUUCCCAUGUGGCUCUACGUCAAGACGAUUGGAGCGACCGGGAUCAAGUCUGUCUUGAAAAUGAAAGACGCUUUGCUAGAAAUGCAACAAGAACAAAAGGCCAUGCAGCAGGAGGCCUACGCACCAGCACCAGCCAAAGAUACCGUUGCCAGUGCACCAACCGCCUCUCAAUUAAUGUCUCGGGCGAAACCACCAACACCAGCGCCAAUACUAUCUUCUUCAAUCUUUACAUCAAAGAUUCUUCAAGGCGAAACCGACAAUCAGCAACAACAGGAAACUGACAAAUCACCACAAUCUGAAGAGUCGUCUUCCACAUGGUGGAGCCGACCACGAGGAGGCGCCUUUGGAGGAGGUCUCCUAUCGUUCCGUCCACCACCAAAACCGACAACAGCCGAGCAGGUAGCAGACAGGUGGAAGCCAUUGUACCAAGUCUUUACCCACUACUCCCCAAAGCCAACAACUCAAUUGGUAGCAAUCAAGAAUACCUGGGGAACUCAUCAAAAGGAAAUGAAUGAUGAAAAUUCCAAACCGUCGUUGCCCAAUUGGUUUCGACGACUUCCUAUGAUUGGAGACCGAUUCGGUGGAAGUGGGUCGUCUCGAUGACACGAACGCCAAUAAAGACGUUAUUGUCUAAUGGAAACGAAAUAACGACAUGCUAUGAUGUCCGUUGCUAUUGCUGCUAUAUCUGUGGUUGGUUGGUUGUAGCUUCCGUAUUUUAAAAUCAUAAUGACAGGAUGAGAUAUCUACAAAUCCAUCGACACCAAAAGUAACCAUUAUGCUAUUU
Messenger RNA from Seminavis robusta, 2046 nucleotides. The record is from the annotation of a GenBank genome assembly. NCBI's taxonomy places the organism in Eukaryota, Bacillariophyta, Bacillariophyceae, Naviculales, Naviculaceae.